Messenger RNA from Archocentrus centrarchus (flier cichlid), 1752 nucleotides. Its product is annotated as ras-related protein Rab-8B. The record is from RefSeq and is a predicted model, not a curated record. The transcript is spliced from 9 exons. The coding region runs from base 223 to 846 and encodes 207 amino acids. Lineage: Eukaryota; Metazoa; Chordata; Actinopteri; Cichliformes; Cichlidae. Gene Ontology annotation, molecular function: GTPase activity; GTP binding.
UGCUGCUACUUAUCAACAACACAACUGCGAAGCUUCACGCUGUAAACACGCCGUGAAAUUACGCCCAUAAUGCAAAGCGGGAACUGACGUCACAUUUCUCAACACCGGGUUUUCGCUAGUCUACCCGGGUCUGCGAAAGACAGCUGAGGGUUUCCAGACGGGGGAUCCCAGCUUCAUUGCGGCCUUAUAAUAUCGAAACGCAGGAGCCUGAAGUUUAUUUCAAUGGCGAAAACGUACGAUUAUCUCUUUAAACUGUUGCUGAUCGGAGACAGCGGUGUCGGCAAGACAUGUCUGCUGUUCAGAUUCAGCGAGGACUCCUUCAAUACCACCUUCAUAUCUACAAUAGGAAUAGACUUCAAAAUCAGGACAAUAGAGCUGGAUGGAAAGAGAGUCAAACUUCAGAUUUGGGAUACUGCGGGCCAGGAGAGGUUUCGCACCAUCACUACAGCAUACUACAGAGGAGCAAUGGGUAUUAUGUUGGUCUAUGACAUCUGCAAUGAGAAGUCCUUUGAGAACAUAAAAAACUGGAUUAGAAAUAUUGAAGAACAUGCCUCGUCUGAUGUAGAGAAGAUGAUCCUGGGCAACAAAUGCGACAUGACUGACAGGAGACAGGUGUCUAAAGACAGGGGUGAAAAACUGGCCAUUGAUUAUGGAGUCAAGUUCUUGGAAACCAGCGCAAAGUCUGGCUUGAAUGUUGAAGAGGCUUUUUAUACGAUGGGAAGAGACAUAUUACACAAUCUGAGCUCAAAGUCGACUGACAGCAGUGCUGGAGGAUCAGGAAAACCGGUCAAGAUCACGGAGAAAAAGUCGAAGAGAAUUAAAUUGUUCAAAUGCUCACUCCUCUAAGCUGCUCGUCUGGUGCUCACGUUUGUGGCGUGACAUUAGUGUUUUGGAGGGUUCCUGCCUUUCGGCCUUCCUCGUUGUAGAGGCGCCUCUGGUCAUAAUCAUGGGGCCUUAUUGUCAGCUGGACUUACAGGUUCAUGGGAGGCUUGAGAUGCUUCCCUGAUCUGCUGACCAGAAGAGGAUCAAUGAGGAACGAGGCUUGCGUUCAUAUGCGUUCAUGCAAAAGACUGAUGCAUGAACAUCAGCAGUGGUUUGUAGCUUACCCUGCAGCGACCUGCUGACCGUGGGCUUGUCUGUAGGAUCUCUCAAAAAAAAUAUAUGUUACAAAUAUUGGUCUUAUAAAUGGAAAAAGAAGAAAAACAGAUUAUUUCGUACAAUGUAGCAUCAUUUUAUACGCACUGCCUAUUGUUACAUUUACUAUGAGGAUGCUGUAAGAUAAUCAUAUCAAACUUCAGUAUUGAUUGUAACUGUGUGAAUUCAUAUAUAUUAAUAAGAUUGUGGUAUCCAGUGUUAAUGCCAUCAUUUCUAAUUGUUCAUAUGUGCCUAUUUGAAGUCACAGUAUUGCAAUAGAAAGACAAAAAUAUGUUAUAAAAAAUGCAACCUACUGUUUUUUGGGUUUUUUUUAACUUAUUUUUAAUGGAACCUUUAUUUGUACAGGGUUCUAUGUUAAAACAAAACUGAAAGAGUUGUUUGUUUCUUGAAAGCUGUACUUAAUACAUGUUGUUAUCCAGUUGUCAGUAUUUGCAUGAAAGCUGUAGGGAGACCUCAGAGGGGUCAUUAUUAAGCACACAGUUAUCUGAAGUAGAAAAUGUUUACAGACAGUAUUUGAAAAUGUCGAGCAUAUAUAUAUAUAUAUAUAUAUAUAUAUAUAUAGGAAGUGGAAGUUUUUGGUGUUCACAUAUUGUAUAU